This is a messenger RNA of Hyaena hyaena (striped hyena), 2367 nucleotides long. It is a transcript of the gene SLC39A13, whose product is annotated as solute carrier family 39 member 13. Gene Ontology annotation, molecular function: zinc ion transmembrane transporter activity. Gene Ontology annotation, biological process: zinc ion transmembrane transport; intracellular zinc ion homeostasis. Gene Ontology annotation, cellular component: membrane. The record is from RefSeq and is a predicted model, not a curated record. The transcript has 10 exons. Bases 63 to 1226 code for a protein of 387 amino acids. Lineage: Eukaryota; Metazoa; Chordata; Mammalia; Carnivora; Hyaenidae.
GCGGCGCCGCAGCUGGAUGGCUGGGGCCGCCCGGAGCGCCGCCGCCGCCGCACGCACGUGGCAUGCCUGGAUGUCCCUGCCCUGGCUGCGGCAUGGCGGGCCAAAGGCUCCUCUUCUUCACUGCUCUUGCCCUAGAGCUCCUGGGAGGGGCUGGGGGUUCCCAGCAGACCCUGCGGAGCCGGGGGCCUGCAGCCGCCUGUCGCCUAGACAACAAGGAAAGCGAGUCCUGGGGGGCCCUGCUGAGUGGGGAGAGGCUGGACACCUGGAUCUGCUCCCUCCUGGGCUCACUCAUGGUGGGGCUCAGUGGGGUCUUCCCCCUGCUCGUGAUUCCCUUGGAGAUGGGGACUACGCUGCGCUCGGAAGCUGGGGCCCGACGUCUGAAGCAGCUGCUCAGCUUUGCCUUGGGGGGACUUUUGGGCAAUGUGUUUCUCCACCUGCUGCCUGAGGCGUGGGCCUACACAUGCAGUGCCAGCCCUGGUCCCAUUCCAAAUGGCCCCCCUUCUGUGGCCCUGGCGUGGCCUGGCCUGUCAGUGCUGCCCCCUGCAGGUGGUGAGGGGCAGAGCCUGCAGCAGCAACAGCAACUGGGACUGUGGGUCAUUGCUGGCUUCCUGACCUUUCUGGCAUUGGAGAAGAUGUUCCUGGACAGCAAAGAGAAGGAGGGGACCAGCCAGGCCCCCAGCAAAGACCCUGCCGCUGCUGCCGUGCUCAAUGGAGGCCGCUAUCUGGCCCAGCCGGCUGCAGAGCCCGGCGUGAGCGCCGCGGUCCGGACCAUCAAAGUCAGUGGCUAUCUCAACCUUCUCGCCAACACCAUAGACAACUUCACUCAUGGGCUGGCCGUAGCUGCCAGCUUCCUUGUGAGCAAGAAGAUUGGGCUCCUGACCACCAUGGCCAUCCUUCUGCAUGAGAUCCCCCAUGAGGUGGGCGACUUUGCCAUCCUGCUCCGGGCCGGCUUUGACCGAUGGAGCGCAGCCAAGCUGCAGCUCUCGACGGCACUGGGGGGCCUGCUGGGCGCCUGCUUCGCCAUCUGUACGCAGUCCCCCAAGGGAGUAGAGGAGACCGUGGCCUGGAUCCUGCCCUUCACCUCUGGUGGCUUUCUCUACAUCGCCCUGGUGAACGUGCUGCCGGACCUCUUGGAGGAAGAUGACCCGUGGCGCUCCCUGCAGCAAGUGCUGCUGCUCUGCACUGGCAUCGUAGUGAUGGUGCUGUUCUCGCUUUUCGUGGAGUGACCGUCCCUCAUGCCCCCCACCCAGCAAUAAGAGACUCGGAUUCACCCUGUGACAGUGUGUGAGGCAGAGGCCAGGUGCCGAGAGAACACACCUCUGACCAGAUGAGAGGAUGGUGUGUGUGCGCGCAUGUGCACACGUAUGACCAGUUAUGUGUGAGACCGACACUGUGAUCAUGCGCUGGGCCCAGGGCCCGACGCCCGCACUGGCCCCCAGCCACGCCAUGGCCUUCCCUCCUGACCACCCUGUCACCCCACACUUCCCACAGUGAGCAGGGAGGACGCACUGGUCCCAGGCGGAGGCCUCUCCCCACCGGACUGCAGAGGGAGUGACUGGCUGCUCUUAAGGGAGCUCAAGGCCGCAGGGGGCCCAAAGCUGUCUCCCUCUGGGCCUUGAGGUCCCUGAUACCUGCUCAGGCGCCAAGCCCUGGGCAGCCGAGGGGCGGAGGCUGGGGCACCUUCUCUCUGCUGUGUCCAUUGUCCCCGCCCUUCCUUUGCCAUCUCUAAGGCCAAAGAAAGGAGAAGCAGGUGCUUGUGUAGCCCCCUCGCCCCACUCGGCACUGACAGUCCUACCCCGCCUAGGAUGGGGCCUGCCUUCCAAGGCCUCCUCCAUGGCUGCUAGCCCCGGGCCGGCUCCUGCUCCCCCUGUGAGCUCUCCCCGGCAGCGCCAGCCGCUUUUGCCACCUUCAGCUGCCAAACAGCAGCCCGCAGGGCAGAGAGCAGCCCUGGGCCAGAGAGGCCUCUGAGGCCAGCUCAGGGGAGCUCGCGCCAGCACAGGGCCCAGGCGGAGGUCCUGGGGGCAGGAAGAGUGCUCAGCGGCUGCCCCUCCUACCCCCCCCCCACCCCCAGGCCUUUUCUGUCCCACGUAGGCUGAGGGGGAGUAGGGGGUGGUGCGGCUCCACAUUGUCAGCACUCAGGAAUGUGCUCCGGGAGAAUGCUGAAGCCAUAAUCCCCAGCUAUUUCCCUUGGCUGACACCCAGGUACUCAGCUGGCCCGCUCCACAGCAGCCCUGCUGCUCAGCCACGGACGUUCUGAGAAGCGGCCAAGAGGGUCUGAAUGGUUUUACAGCCGUUUUGCUGUGGUUCCGUUUCUAUGUGUAAAUACUUAUUCUAUAGAUAAGAUGCAAAUAAAUAAUUAUAUACAAA